AUGGAAACAGGAAACUACAGUUUGGUGACAGACUUCACACUUGUUGGUCUUUUUCAAUAUGGCUGCAUGAACACUCUUCUCUUUGUGGUCAUUGCUGUCAUCUUCUUGGUGGCUGUGAUGGGGAAUGUCACAUUGGUCUACCUCAUCCGAAUGGACCCCAGACUCCACACCCCCAUGUACUUUCUCCUCAGCCAGCUGUCCAUCAUCGAUAUGAUGUACAUCUCCACCACUGUGCCCAAGAUGUCAGCUAACUUCCUGUCUGAUACCAGGACUAUCACCUUUCUGGGCUGUGAGAUCCAAGCCUUUGUGUUCCUGAGCCUGGGAGGAGCCGAAGCCCUCCUGCUGGGCUUCAUGUCCUAUGACCGGUACAUAGCCAUCUGCCGUCCCCUGCAUUACCCUGUGCUCAUGAGCAGGAAGGUCUGCUGCUCCUUGGUCACCUGUGCCUGGAGCAGCAGCUCUGUCAACGCGCUCGUGCACACGCUGUAUGCCUUUCAUCUCCCGUUCUGUGGCUCUCGGCUUGUCAACCACUUUUUCUGUGAGGUUCCAUCCCUCCUGCCCUUGGUGUGUCAGGACACAUCCCAGUAUGAGCAUACUAUCCUCAUGAGUGGCCUGGUUAUUCUUCUGCUACCAUUCCUGGCCAUUCUCGCUUCCUAUGUUCGGGUGCUGGCCGUCGUGUUCCAGAUGCGCUCAGGGAAAGGACAGGCAAGAGCCCUUUCCACGUGCUCCUCCCACCUGACCGUGGCCAGCCUGUUCUACGCGACCACUCUGUCCACCUAUACCCAGCCGCACUCCUUGCACUCCCCUGCCCGGGACAAGACGGUGGCGGUGCUUUACUCAAUCGUCACCCCUCUUCUGAACCCAUUUAUCUACAGCCUAAGGAACAAAGAGGUCAUGGGGGCCUUGAGGAGACAGGUGGGAUGA
Messenger RNA from Jaculus jaculus (lesser Egyptian jerboa), 921 nucleotides. Its product is annotated as olfactory receptor 2AK2-like. The transcript has a single exon. Gene Ontology annotation, cellular component: membrane. Bases 1 to 921 code for a protein of 306 amino acids. Gene Ontology annotation, molecular function: G protein-coupled receptor activity; olfactory receptor activity. Gene Ontology annotation, biological process: G protein-coupled receptor signaling pathway. NCBI's taxonomy places the organism in Eukaryota, Metazoa, Chordata, Mammalia, Rodentia, Dipodidae. The record is from RefSeq and is a predicted model, not a curated record.